AAUAGUGUGUGUUGAGCUUCAGAGGUGAAUCAUUCUCCCGUGAAUUUAGUGGCUGAUCAAUGGUUGCAAAAGACAAAAUGAAAAUACUACUUAUAACUCUCUCAGCUUCGGCUUCUUUAGCGACUCUGGUGUGUCGUGAGAGCGAAUUCUCCUGCGAUGGGUCACGCUGUAUACCCAGGAAGUGGCUGUGCGAUGGCGACCCGGACUGUACUGAUGGAACGGAUGAACUGACUACCAACUGCCCGGCAAAGGUGGGCGACGGGACGAGGUCUUGUCGAGCCUCGGAAUUCCAGUGCGGGAACGGCAACUGCAUCCCCCUGACGUGGAAGUGCGACGGACAGGACGACUGCAGAGAUAACACGGACGAGGAGAACUGUGAAAAAACGUGCAGAGAAACGCAGUUCCAGUGUGUGAGUGACAAACAAUGCAUUACGAAGAAGUGGCGUUGUGACAACCAGAAAGAUUGUCAAGAUGGCUCAGACGAGGAAAACUGUGAAGAGGAAUCAGUGACUGUCCCACCACACAUGUUCAGGUGCGCCUCUGGCAUAACAAUUCCCACGCGUUGGGUGUGCGACGGACAGGAGGACUGCACUGAGGGGUCGGAUGAAAAGAACUGCCCAGGGGGAGAAGAAAAGAAGCCACUGGAAAGAUCGGAUCCUUGUCGAGAUAACGAGUUUCAAUGUGGAGCUUACUGUAUCAUGGCGACCUGGGUGUGUGAUGGAGGAGUCGACUGCCCUAACGGCGAAGACGAGGCAAACUGCGACAAAGAAUGCCCAGAAUCACACUUCACAUGCAGUAACAAGCAGUGCAUUCUUGGGCACUUGAGAUGCAACGGAGAGAAAGAAUGCGCUGAUGGUUCCGACGAAUCUGAAUGCCCCAAAGUACCGGCGGUUACGGAUGCGCCGAAAGUGGAAUGCAAUCUAACAUCUCACUUCUUGUGUUCACUCAACAAGUGCAUCCACCGCAGGAACCUUUGCAACGGCAGAAAUGAUUGUGGUGACUGGCAGGAUGAGUCUGAGGAAGAGUGCGGUGUGAACGAGUGUGAGAGGAACAAUGGGGGUUGUACACACUUGUGCGUUGACUCGAAGGAAGGUUACCACUGCGAGUGUAGAACGGGAUUUCGCUUAGUUGGAAAGUACACAUGUGAAGAUAUUGAUGAGUGCCUCGAGGUCCCAGGAACGUGUUCCCAACAGUGCACAAAUACAAACGGCGGAUACCACUGCUCGUGUCUCCCCGGGUAUGAACGAGACCCAGGCAACUAUACACGCUGUAAGGCAUCGGCAGGAGAGCCUUACCUCCUUUUCUCACACAGAUAUGAUAUCAGAAGCCUUCGCCUCCGAGAUAAUGAUAUGACUUCAGUUGUGAGUGAUGCGAGGGAAGCGACAGCACUGGAUUACCUGUUCACUGGUCACCAAAUUAUCUGGUCUGAUAACAAGGAAAACCAGAUCAUUAGGGCCAACAUUACUACCCCAGAAGAGAGAGAAAUCCUUGUUACUGGAGAACAAGUAUCUGCAGAUGGGUUGGCUGUUGACUGGAUUCACAAUCACAUUUAUUUCACCGACACAGGCAACUUUAAAAUCCGCCUCGUGUCCUGGGAUGCCAAGUGGUCGAAGACAAUUGUACAGGAAGAAUUAGGACAACCAAGAGCAAUUGUUGUUAGUCCCUUAGAUGGAUACAUAUUUUGGACGGACUGGGGAAUGUCCCCCAAGAUCGAGAGAGCUGGUCUGGAUGGUGAGGGUCGCACAGCAAUCGUGACGGCCCCUCAUGUUUAUUGGCCUAAUGGUAUUACUAUUGACCUGCCCAAUAAUGACUUAUACUGGUGUGAUGGAAAGCUGAACACCAUUAGUAAGGCCAGACUAGAUGGAACCCAAAUCGAGGUUGUUUUGUUUUCACCAAGUGUCUUGAGGCUUCCCUAUUCCAUUACUGUGUUUGAAGACAGACUAUACUGGACGGACUGGUCACAGCUUGCCCUCUACAGUGCCAAUAAAUUUAAUGGGGAAGAUAUUCACAAUGUUUCAGCAGGACACUUGCUCGAGUCGCCAAAAGUGGUACACGUUUUCCACGAAUAUCGCCAGCCUAGUGGAGAAAAUGUUUGCAAUGGCCACUCUUGUAGUCACCUGUGUAUCCGAAGUCCUGUGGGUAUGGCGAAGUGCAUGUGUCCCGAUGGAUUGUUACUUUCGACAAGGGAUUCAAUUUCCUGCAUUGAAGGUGAACUUCCAGAUAUUGUGGAGCCAAGCAGUGAACCAGUGAAUCCGCUCAUUCCCAUCAUACCUUCAGACUUUGACUACAACAGUGAAGAAAUCAUUCCCUUGGAAACAAACAAAUAUGAAAAAAUUACAACCCUGGAAAGAUCCAAUUUUAGCCUGAUUUUUGCAGUUGGAGUUGGGUCUGCUGUGGUGCUGGCCAUUGUUGUCAUGGUUCUCGUAGGUUUGUGGAGAAAACGGGUUGCAGCUGAAGUCCCCCACAUGCGUUUCCCAAAUCCUGUUUACCGCAAAACUACCGAUGAAGAAAUGGAUGGUGGUGGCUACAUCAUUGGACAUGAUGAUCUACUAUUUAAACCAACAACUGUACAGUACUCAGAAGGACCAGAUAUUCCUGAAGGAGAUGCGGAUGACACUCCACUUGCUCCAAAGAAGUAAAUAUUGCAAAAAUUGUAUUUAUUAGCAACUAGAAAUGCAAACCAAGAUGGUUAACAGUAUAUAUAUAUAUCUAUCUCGGUGAAACCUGCUGCAUAAUAUUUCAAGUAUAUCUGUAUCAGUCAUAAAGGCAGGUUUAUUUAUGAGGCUGAUUUACGUUUUGCUUCACUUCCUGGAAAAAGUACCUCGCAUUUUCACAGGUAUUCCAGAAUUACAGAUAUAUUUGCCUAAAUAUCACUACACCUAUAGUUUUUAUUAUAUUUAGUAAAUAUUCAAUAGGCAUGCUAGUUGAAAGCUUAUUGAAAUAUAUAUUUUUUCUAAAUGGUUUUGUACUGAAUUCUGAAUAUCUGCAGUGUAAAGUUGGCCACGUAAGACUUGAGAAAUUGUAUCUUUUUGUCUGUGAUAUAAUUGUAUAUUGUAAAUAGUGUAAAUAAGUCAUUUAUCAUAUCAUAUCACAUUAGGAUAUUGGCUUUAAAAUACAAUAUAAAAAAAAUCAAAGAAGUACCCAAAUAUUGGAUCAAUUUAAGUAAAAAAAAAACUGGCUAUGGAGCCAUGAUAUUCACAUGACCUCAUAUCAUCAUUCUUACCAUCAUCAUCAGUAUUUUAAGACAUAUCAGUAAUAUCAUUUGCUUUAAGUUUAUUCUGUUAGUCAGCCAUAACAUGGAACUUGCCAAAGGGAACUGUAAAUGCUCAAUCACCAGUCUUUUCCCUUAGGAGCAUGUCCCUUUGUUCAUAUAUAGAGACAAUAUGAGAUAAGGAGAGAUGUUAUAUAUAUUUUUGUUACAUUGUGCAGUUCUUGUAAAUAUAUUUUAUAAAAUGGAGAAUAUAAGCUGCACUCAUAUUUGAAUAGUAUUAUUGAUGGAUAUAUGAAGACAUUGUAAAGGAUUGUGCUAAUCUCCUUUCUCGUGAAGCUUUUCUAUUAUGCACAUAUUCAUGUAUUGCUGUCUUUUUUAUUUUUUUUUUACAUAUAGAAGUGGCUAUGUUCAGAAGGUAAAUGCAUGUGUAACAUGUUUUCAACAAAAUUUUAACUUUUUGGAACCUGUUAGGCCAAGUACAGUUCUGGUUUAAUUAAAAAUCCAUUAUUGGUAACAAAUAUAAUUUCAACAAUAAUGUUCUCUUGUUUAAUGUGAUAUUUAUGAAAGAUAUCACUUUCACACAUGCAAAUUAGUCACAGGCUGAAGCAGUAAUAAUAA
Molecule: messenger RNA, 3829 nt
Organism: Penaeus monodon (black tiger shrimp)
Lineage: Eukaryota; Metazoa; Arthropoda; Malacostraca; Decapoda; Penaeidae
Product: low-density lipoprotein receptor-like
Exons: 17
Coding region: 60-2639 (859 amino acids)
Molecular function (GO): protein binding; calcium ion binding
Source: RefSeq, a predicted model, not a curated record